[Candida] anglica is the source of this 4068-nucleotide messenger RNA. NCBI's taxonomy places the organism in Eukaryota, Fungi, Ascomycota, Pichiomycetes, Serinales, Debaryomycetaceae. The record is from the annotation of a GenBank genome assembly.
AUGAACGAAAAGGAUCUUGUUCAUCACCAUAGGGUGUUGAAACAAUUUUUAGAGAUUUCGGAUGAUCUGAGUUCCAAAACAAAGACCAAUUCCUCCCGUGCUGCCAGAGCAAGAGAAAAGCUUUUAAAAUUAUCCGGGGCCCAGUUCAGAGAGCUCAGCACAGACGUGUACGACGAAUUAAGAAGAAGAAUCGAUGAAUCCAGAGGUGAGCCUGAUUUCCUUCUUCCUAAAUCUUCUUUCCAUCCAAAGAGAAAUCAAGCGAGACAAAAAUUAUCUUCAUUGCCACAAUCUCGUUUUAAGGAUUUAGUACUGGAUAUUUCAUAUGAGAUCGAAAGAAGACAGCUCCAUAUCCCUACACAAAGCCCAGAACAACCACAAAGAGGAUCCAACGGCAAUGGUGAAGGAGUGGUUCAACAACAAUUACCCCCUUAUGAAGAAAGUGAUCUGCGUAAAUCAAUUCCAAUUUCAAAUCAUCUGAAGGAAUUCAAUCCUUCUCACCGCCAGCAACAUCUGCAAUCCUCGCAUUCACAACAAUUGAAUGUGAAUCAUUCUCCACAACUGGAGAAACAUCCACCAUCAUCAAAUCAACCAUUGCAACAUCAAAGACAACUUUCUCAGCAAUCAUCUAAUUCCAAGUUUCAACAACAACAGCCACAACCAGCGAUUGGUGUUCAGCUGAAAACUGUUAUUCCCUCCAAGGCUAACUUGACAUGGUCAAGUGACGAAGAAGAUGAAGCAGGAGAAAUUGCAGCUGAAGCUGAAGAACACUCUGGAUUUGGUGGGGAUAAAUUCAUUCAAGAACCUCAACCUGAACAGAAAUCAAGAGAAAUAGAAGAAAGUUGGGUACCAGAAAAUGAAGAUGAAGAUGUCAAUGGGAAUGGAUUUGUUAGACAAUCUCAAAAUUCCAAGAUUUCUGGUAAUUCACUUCGGAAAUCAAAUGUUAGCCAUGAAGAAAAUCUUAAGAAUCUUCGUGAUGAAUCAACCAAAUUAGAAUCUCAAAUUCAAGAUCUUCGUUCUCAAUUAGAAGAUGUUUCAAAGGAAAGAGAUCAAUCUGAACAAAAGUAUCGUUUAUUACAAGAUGAUUAUCAAACUACAAUUUCCGAGAACAAACGAUUGAGUAAAGAGAUUGAAGAUUUCGAAGAGGAAAAGGCCCAAUGGGCUGCUGACAAGAGUACAUUUGUACAAAAGAUUUCUGAUUUAGAAGCACAUGCAGCUUCUGUUCAUGAUUAUGAUUCAUUGAAGUCUUCUGUUGGAGCAUUAAGGUUGGAAAACCAAUCGCUUAAAAACAGUACCGCCAAAGAUCGUUCAAUCAUCCCCAACCGUACAACCUCUAGAGAUAUUCAAACACCAGACAAGGAACUCCCAACGUCACUUAAGUUGGCACCACCAGCACACGCGGUUGCAGAAGAAAGUAAAUCCAUUUCUCGCAAUGGUAAUACUAAGCAAGGAAUUGAGAGAUUCCUUGAUCAAUUGGCCAAUAUUGAAGUUCCAAAUAAGAGAGGUGAUCAAUCUGUAUUAGAAUUGAAAAAAGAUGUUGCUAAAUGGCAAAAAAUGUACGAAGAUGUUAGAGCUGGUCAAAUCUCUAAUGAUUUAUCUCAAAAGAUUAUGUCACAAAACGAAUUAAAACCAUUUAUCUCACCUUCUGGCUUAAUACCAUUUGAACUGGUAUCAAAUCUUAUAGCUUCUGUGGAAACAUUAUUGGGAUAUUUGAAGAAUGAUACAUUCGAUGCUGAUUCACUUUUUGAAAAAAUAUCAAAAAUAUCUAUUCUUGCAAACUCCAUUGCAGCACAAGGAGAUGACCAUAGCCUUAACAGUAAUGAGAACUCCAUUCUUCUUCGUGAAGCUACUAGCUUUGCAUUAACGGCAACAAGAUAUUAUGCUGUUUACUCUAACAUAUUACCCAAGAUUAUUGUUGAAAGAUCAUUGGGAGAAAUUUGUUUUAGUGUUUGUGAUUUAAUAUCCAUUUACAAAUUAUCAACCGGUAAAGGAUCAUCCAAUGGCGAAACAAAGUCUUUAACACCUUCUACUUCAUAUAUUUCUGAGGCCAAUUCUGGAGUUAGACCAUUGAGGAUGACCACCAAGUUACGUGAAACCAGUCCAAUUCGUGACAUCAAAAGUAGUACUCCAAUCAAGCAAAUCCCAUCACCAACAAAUUCACUGGUUCCACUUGUUGUUGAUACUUCCAAGAAAAUCAACAAUCCAGUGGUUGAACGUUCUAUUCCAGAUUUGAGCACCGUACAGAAGUCGCCAAGUCCUAGCAGUCCAGUAAGUAAGAAUAUUGGAAACUUGGCAUCUAAAUUCGAAAAGGUCAACGAAGACAGUGUAGCAAAGAGUACACCACCCAAAUCAAUUGGAUCAGGAGUGGCUUACUUGACGAAUAGAUUAAACAAUUCUGAUAGUUCACCAAUAUCUCCAUCUCGUACCACACCAACCAAAUCCAAGAAUAUCUUCGAUAAGGUUAGACAAUUUGAGAGUCCAAAUGACGAAGAUUCACUGAAGUACAGUCCUAAGAGAUUGUCUGCCGGUAGAUUAGAAAAAAGCAUCCUUAAUGAUCAUAAGUCUAAGGAGGUAACUCCUUCAUCAAAUGGCUCUAUAAUUCUGCAGGAAUCCAAACCCGAUACUGAAGAUUUAAAUAAGUCAAGUGGAUCGAUCAAAAGAAGUAAGAGUCUCUUCCAAAGUAUUAAGGACAAAUUAACUGCCGCCGAAGAAGACAAGACGAUUGAUUCAGUGGAUGAAGAAGGUAAAGAAGAACCUGAAUUGGUUGAAAAGGAAAUCAACACUGCUCCUGUAGAUCCAAACCUGUCAAUUGCCUCAAACAAAAGUGAAAAGGGGUUUUUCCAAAGUAUUAGAGAUAAAAUCACACCACACGAGGAACCUUUGACUGAAGAAGAGAAAGAAGUUAAACUGGUAGUGGUACCUAAAAAAGAAUCUGAAGCACCAAAAACUGAGCCAGAAGCUGUACCACAAACUAAAGUAGUUGUACCCGGAGCAGUACCAACUGCUACACCUGUCGCUGUGACACAAACUAAAGCAGUAGUUGUACCCGAAGCAGUACCAACAGCUGCACCAGUAUCUGUUUCACUUCCUAAUGCCGAAACUUCUACAGCAUCUACAAGAGGUAUCAACGGAAGUCAGCCAGUACAAAAGGAUGAUGACCAAACUCCAUUCAUGAACGUCCUGAAACAUAAGGUUAAUGUAGUUAGUAUCAGCGAUCCAAAAGUGAAGGAACAUGAAGAAGAAGAAGUUGAAGAUGCCCAUAGACCAAGUAUUCUUGACAGAAGUAAAUCGACAGAUUCUAAGUCCAGUUUCCAUAGUACUGUAUCUACACAGGAACAAGAGACAUAUCAACCUAGGGAAGUACGUGCUGCUCCUCCACCGCCACCAGCAGCUUUAGCCGCUAAGAAGCCAGUUUCUAAGAAUGUUUCAUACCUGAAUAAUGUUCAAACAUUCACACCUAACAGAGAUGAAACUGAAGAAGAGGAUGAAGAAGAUGAUGAAGAUGAUGAAGAAGAAGAUGAAGAAGAAAACGAAGCAAGACAGAGACAAGAAUAUCGUAAGUCUAUGGCUGCUGCUACUUUCAAUGUUGAUUUAUUCGAUAUUGAAGAUCCUGAUAAUACAUUGACUCAAGUUUUACUUUAUUUAGAACAUCAAACAGUCCAAGUGAUAUCAACUAUUCAAUCUUUAUUAUCUGCAAUCAAGAAGCCAGAUUCUACUAGAAACGACUUGUGUCAAAAGGCCAGAGCUAUCACCGAAGUAAUUUCUCAAAUGACAGAGGCCACUAACACAUCUAUGAAUCAAACUCGUAAUGCUCAAUUGAAAGAACAUGGAAGCUGGGUGGUGAGAAGUUUAGAGGACUGUAACCACCGUAUGAAUAUCUUGUGCAAGCCUAGUGGCGACAAGGCACUUCAAGAUUUUGCUGACAAGAACUUCAAGCAAAGAUUGGCAGGAAUUUCCUUUGACAUUGCCAAAUGUACCAAGGAAUUGGUGAAGAGUGUUGAAGAGGCUAGUUUGAAAGAAGAUAUUGCAAACCUUGAUGCUAGAUUGAGUCACGACGAAGAUUUGACCUAA